AGAGAGAGAGAGAGAGGGAGAGAUGUGCUGAGUGCAUGAAGGCAAAAGGAAAAGCAAUUGAAUUCAGCAAAUUCAAAGGCCGAGCAUUGUGCACCGAGCCCACAGGGACGGAGACGACAGCUGAAGGACAGUCGCAGUGGGGACAGCACUUUCUGACGAUACACUUACAUCAUAUCGCCUGGCUGAUCGAGUGAUUCGCAGAAGGCAGAAGCAUGGACCUGGACCUGGAGGGGAUUAUCCAGUGCAUCAAGCAGGGCGACGAGAACGGCGUUCAGAUACAGCUGCAGGAGUUCAACAAAGAGUACGCCCAGUGCUUCUUCUUUGAUUCAGAAGAGAGGGACCGGAGGAAACAAAGGAAACUGGAGGAGUUCAGGAAAAACAAAGUGAGGGAUUACGAUGAUUCCGACUCCGACUGCGACCAGUACGAGCAGGAGGAUCGAGGCCUCGUCCUGCGACAGAACUUAGCUCUCGUCCUGGUGAGGUUCGUCAGGACGGGAGUCAAAUGCCCGCUGCUGAAGGUGUCUCUGCGCACCCUGAGAAUCCUCUCCAGGGACAAAAAGGUCCUGGGCCCCCUGGUGACCGACGGCGCCCUCCUGACGCUGGCCAGGCUGGCCGGGCUGACCGCCGGCGACCCGAGCGACCCGAGCGACGAGCCCGCCGACCCGGACUCUGAUUUCUACGACCACGUCAUCGCCUCCCUGGCCGAGGCCAAGGGGCCGCCCCGUCGCUCCGAGGAGGAGGACGAGGGCGAGGGCGCCGCGGGGGCCGAUGACGACGGAGGCGGCGGAGGCGAGUGCUUCGUGGAGGACGACGUCAGCAACGCCGACAGCGGAGACCUGGACGGCGGCGGCUGGUCCGGCAGCCGCGGCGGCGUCGACGACGCUCAGGGGGGCGGCGCGCGCCACAAGGCGCUGGAGAGGGGCCGGAGGGACCGCCGAGAGAGCAAGCCGGAGCGGGAGGGAGAGGAGCAGGAGCAGGAGGAGGAGGUGGAGGGGGUGCCGCCGGGAGAGGAGGCGCAGAGGAAGGAGGCCUUGAAGGUGUUGUGCAACGUGGUCUACAACAGCACCUGGGCGCAGGAGAGGUUCAGUGGUCUCAGGCUCAUGUGCGGCCUCCGGGAGCGCCUGUCCUCCGGCGCCGGCGGCUCGUCUUCCUCCAGCGUUCAGUUCUACGAGCUGCGCCUCAUGUUCCUCGUCACGGCUCUGCGGCGGGAGCUCAGCACUCAGCUUCAACAGGAGGGAGGCGUGUCCAUCUUCACAGCAGCUCUGGAGAGCUGCCUGGGGGUCCAGUGGAAGGACCAGUACGAGUGUGUGCUGGACCCGGCGGCACCGCCCAUCUCUCUGGAGGCCUCCCAGCGGGUCAUAGAGAUCCUCAAAAUCCUCUUCAACAUCACCUACAGCAGCCACAGGCAGGAGCCGAGUGAGGAUGACGCAGCUCUCUACCGACACCUGGUGGCGAUGCUGCGUGUCUGCCUGAUGAGGAAGUGUUUGCUUUUGGACGACACCGAUGAACUGCAGGGCCACACGGUCAACCUGCUGUCAGCGCUGCCGCUCCAGUGUCUCGACGUGCUGCUGACGGCGCGCGAGGAGCCCGACUCCGCCCAGGGCCCCGGGGUCAACAUGGAGUGCGUCCACACCCUGGUGCUCUUCAUGGAGAGGCGCCUGGAGUCGGGCGACAAGAUGAAGGAGAAGCUGACGCCGGUCUUCAACCUGCUGACGGAGAGCUGCAGGGCCCACAGGGAAACGCGCCACUACAUCAGGAAACACAUCCUGCCUCCUCUGAGAGACGCGUCCCACAGACCGGAGGAAGGCUCCACGGUGAAGAGCCGGCUGGUCCGCCUCAUGACUCACCUGGACACGGACCUCAAACACAGCGCCGCCGACCUCAUCUUUGUCCUCUGCAAGGAGAACGUGAGCCGCUUCGUCAAGUACACGGGCUACGGCAACGCGGCGGGCCUGCUGGCCACCCGGGGCCUGCUGGGGGGGCGGGGGCCCGGGGGGGCCUCCGGGUACUCCAGCGACUCCGACUCCGACACCGAGGAGUACCGGCAGGUGAAAGACCGCAUCAACCCGGUGACGGGGCGGGUGGAGGCGCAGCAGCCGGACCCCAUGGAGGGCAUGACGGAGGAGGAGAAGGAGGAGGAGGCCAAGAGGCUCAUCAUGCUCUUCAACAAGCUGUCCAGGGAUGACAUCAUCCAGCCAAUGGGAGUGGAUUCAGAGGGGAAGCUGGUCCCGAUGUUGGGACUGAGGGAUAACUCCCUCACGGAGGAGGUGAAGUCGGACUCUGAGAACGACGGAGAAGCAGAGGAACCGUAAAAUCCAGUCAUAGUUUAUUGA
Messenger RNA from Pungitius pungitius (ninespine stickleback), 2333 nucleotides. Its product is annotated as synembryn-A. The coding region runs from base 213 to 2312 and encodes 699 amino acids. NCBI's taxonomy places the organism in Eukaryota, Metazoa, Chordata, Actinopteri, Perciformes, Gasterosteidae. Gene Ontology annotation, biological process: G protein-coupled receptor signaling pathway. The transcript is spliced from 14 exons. Gene Ontology annotation, cellular component: plasma membrane; cytoplasm. The record is from RefSeq and is a predicted model, not a curated record. Gene Ontology annotation, molecular function: guanyl-nucleotide exchange factor activity; G-protein alpha-subunit binding.